Molecule: messenger RNA, 1149 nt
Organism: Symbiodinium necroappetens
Lineage: Eukaryota; Dinophyceae; Suessiales; Symbiodiniaceae
Source: the annotation of a GenBank genome assembly
AUGGCGGCCAUGGCAGCUGCUGCGCAGCUGAAGGUGGAGCCCGUUUUAGCCAGACCCUGGGUGCUCCUGCGGAACGCCAUGGACACCACUCACGUGCCGUCCUGGUUGCAGCGCAGCCACCUCGAAUUCACGGAGAAGCUCUUUUGCAAAGGCAUUCAUGCCAAUCCAAUCCUUGUGGCACAAACCCUCUACAAGAUGAAAGGGCAGACUCCGCACGUCGCUUUCGUCGGGAGAUCCAACGUCGGAAAGUCCACCCUGUUGAACAUGUUGCUGCAUCGUCGGCCUUCUCCUGUUCCUGAGCACUGGAGCAACAGCAGGAAGUUGCACUUGCCUACCGCUGCCCCUGUGUCGCACACGCCUGGAAGGACUCGGCACUUGUUCCGCUUUGAGCUUGGUGGAACCCUGACGUUGGUGGAUCUGCCCGGCUAUGGACAUGCCGCAAAGACUCCAAAGGAGGUCAAGGAAAGCUGGAGGGAGCUGGUCGACGGAUAUUUGACCAAUGCAGAUCAGCUUCGGCUUGUCGUUUCCUUGGUGGAUGGCAGAGUCGGCGUGAAGCGAUCAGACGAGGAGCUGUGGGAGCUCUUGGAAGAACGGCAGCGGCAGCUAAUGGUGGUGCUCACCAAGGUUGACCAAUGUUCGCCGGAAGUGCUCAACAGGACCAUGGCCCAUGUCGUGUCUCUUCUGGAGAUGAAGAAAGCCACUUUCAUCUGGCCCUAUGUGCAUGCAGUCAGUGGCCUCCAUGGACAUGGGGUGGACGAGCUGAGGGCAUCCGUAAGCUUGGUAGCCUCAGACUAUGCGCUCACCGGCGAACUUCUGCCUUUGCUGGAGAAGGCCUGCUGCCGGCUUGUCAAAGACCAGAGCUCAUCUGUUACCGAGCGCCUUAAUUUAAAUCAAGCAUUUGGCUUUCAGCUCCACCCCUCCCUGUGCUCUUUCUUGCGCCUCUUCGUCAUGACCUGGGUCUACAACUUCGGCUCUGGGAAUGCGGACGGCCGAGCCGAGAUGAAGAACCUCCUGGGCGGCAAGGGUGCCAACCUUGCAGAGAUGGCCUCGAUCGGGCUUCCUGUUCCGCCUGGCUUCACCUUGACAACGGAGAUCUGCACAUAUUACUACCAGAACGACUGCCAGUAUCCUGCUGACCUCAAGGAGCAG